AGCCGAUGUGUGAUAUUUGGAGGUCUUUAUUGAUGAAAUCCACAGCACGGCGCUAUUGGAUGCUCUUAAGACACAGCAUAUUCGCUGAGCUCGAUUUAUGACAAACAAAAUGUCAGUAAAUGUAAUCUUUCGACCUUUAUUUCUAAUAUCUUCCGUUGCAUUUUACGUUAGAACGUGAGACACUGCGCUGGCAUUCACUGUUUCUGCGCUCUGCAAUGGAGCCGCAACCAAGCGCGCUUUGGAGCAGGCGGCACCUCUGCCUUGUUGUCCUCUCGGCUAUGUGGACUGUCGCCUUAUCUAUAACAAGAUACUCCAUCCCUGAAGAAAUUCCUGUGGGCUCCGUGGUUGCAAACAUUGCCAACGAUUUGGGCCUUGACGCGCACAGCCUCGCGGAGCGCAAGGUAAAGCUGGACUAUAUUCAUAGUAAAAAAUACCUAGAAAUAAAUAAAACCACCGGGGAGCUGUUCAUUGCUGAAAAAAUAGACAGGGAGAAUUUGUGCCCGGCCAAGACAUCCUCAUUUUGUUUUCUAAAGAUGGAUGUGAUUAUUGAAAGUCCGAUCCGCAUCUUUAAUAUCGAAUUGGAAAUUAUGGACAUAAAUGACAAUGCGCCUCAAUUUAGGAGGGAGAGGAUACCGCUCGACAUUUCGGAAUCGGCCACCCCCGGGGAGAGGUUUUCUUUAACCAAUGCAGUGGACGCCGAUGUCGGGGAGAACUCCAUAGAGACCUAUUAUCUAACUGAGAGUGACAAGUUUACCAUUGAAAUUCAGUCUGGAAGUGAUGGAACAAAAUACGUUGACCUGGUACUAAAAGCGAGUUUGGAUAGAGAAAAGCAAGCUGUGCAUACGUUAACGCUUACUGCUGUGGAUGGUGGCACACCUGCGCGUUCAGGUACAGCAAGUAUUAUCAUUCAAGUGUUGGAUAGCAACGAUAACGCGCCACAGUUUGAUCUCCAAGUGUACUCGGUCGAUCUAAUUGAAAACGCACCGGUUGGGACACUUAUAAUGCAGCUGAAUGCAACAGAUUUGGACCAGGGUACGAACGCAGAGAUCACAUAUUCUUUUACUUUAUAUACAUCUGAGAAAACACAGGAGAAGUUCUCUUUGGAUCCCAGCAGUGGAGAAAUAAGAGUAAAGGAUGUGAUUGAUUUUGAAGAAGUUAAAAGCUUUGAAAUGUAUGUUGAAGCCAAAGACAAGGCUUUAACUCCCCUGUCUGCUCAAUGUAAAAUUUUAGUAUUCAUCACUGAUCUAAAUGACAACUAUCCUGAAAUUACGAUAAAAUCUUUUCAAGGUGCAAUUAAAGAAAGUGACCCUAUAGGAACAGUAAUAGCUGUCAUCAGUAUGAGUGAUAGAGACUCUGGAGACAAUGGCAAACUUCUUCUCUCCAUCAAUAAUGCUGAGGUGUUACCUUUUGCACUGAACAAGUCAUCCGAGGACUUUUUUGCCCUUAUGGUUACAGAAACACUGGACCGUGAGAAAAUCUCUAAAUAUGACAUCAUACUCCACGUGACUGACAGAGGAACUCCACCCUUGACUGAUAAUGAAAUAAUCAGUAUUGAAAUUCUGGAUGUUAAUGAUAAUGCACCCGUGUUUUCCCAAACCCUCUACACUAUCCAUUUAAUGGAAAACAAUGAACCUGGGGAUUUGUUAGCCUCUCUCAGUGCUCACGAUCCAGACCUACACGAAAACCAGUAUCUUGUUUAUGUCAUCAUUGAAAAGGAGAUUGCCAACACAUCAAUGUCCAUGCUGUUUUCCAUCAACCCCGAGAAUGGCAACCUUUACGCUUUACGCACGUUCGACUACGAAAGGGAGAAGGAGUUUUUAUUUCAUAUCGAAGCAAGAGACUCAGGGGUCCCUCCACUUAGCAGCAACGUGACUGUACACAUCAUCAUCCUGGACCAAAAUGACAACACCCCGCUCAUAGUUUCACCGUGGCGUCCACAGGGUGCUGUGAUUGAGGAAAUAAUCCCAAGGUCAUCCGAUAAAGGAUCCCUGGUCACCAAAGUGAUCGCAUUGGACGCUGACUCGAUGCAGAACUCUCGUAUAACAUAUCAGUUUUUGCAGAUCACCGACACUACGCUGUUCAGCCUCGAUCAGUACAAUGGUGAGAUUCGAACCACACGCAUGUUCAGCUACAGGGACCCCAGACAUCAACGACUGGUUGUCAUAGCCAGAGACAACGGAGAACCUCCUCACUCAGCCACGGUGACCAUCAAGGUCUCCACGGUGGAGCAAGUAGUGACACAUUUUACAGAAACCACAGAGGUGCCGAUCGAAUAUGACCUGUUCACAGAUUUAAACUUGUAUCUGUUGAUCGGUCUGGGCUCGGUGUUGUUUUUGUUACUCAUCACUGUUCUGGUCAUCAUCGUGCUAAAAUGUCAAGAACCCAAACAUUCGAAAGCGACUUCUCAGGGAAGGAACAGCAUCGUUAGCCAGAGGAACUCAACCAUUGCUGACUCUACUCUUAUUUCCAGUGAUGCCUAUUGGUACAGUCUGUUUCUGGCAGAGACUAGAAAAGGAAACGUGGUCGUACGACAGCCCCUCCCUAAUGGGGCGGGGUUUAUCGUGUCAAGUAUCCCAGGAAGUGCUGCUCUUACCGAGACCAGUGCAUCAAGAUCUUCCACAUUACAGGAAUCAAGCAGUGAUUUACCAUGAUCUGGACAGCUGGAUCUUCUGCCAGGCUCACUAUCUGCAAGAAAAGAUUAAUAAAAUUAAGUUUUACUGUUAUUUCAAGACAAGACAGUGUCAAACAUUAAUAUCUUAUUGAGCAUGAGUUUGCAUGGCUAUAGGGCAAAAACGGAUGGACCUUCUUAAUUUUUAAGAUUUCUAAACUGACUCAAGGACAACGUGAUACUUCCUGACUACAUGAGGAACAGAACUGAUUCACAGUGAAAAGCAUCAUGUUUAUUCAUUUUGGACUACUACAUAUUGAUGGUUCCAGCAAGACAUGAAAUGCAAAAACAGUUUAAAAAAAGCUAAGAAUGUAUUAAAUGUUCUGGAAAUAUUUGUAUUUUUCGUGUACUGUCAGAAAAAUGGUCAAAAGUGGUCCCUAACAGUCACUUAGGUUCAGAUGGUAUACAUUUGGUACCAAUAUGUACCUUUGAGGUACUAUUAUGAACUCUUUAGGUGUACAUUUUGAAAGGGUACCGUCCUAUUGACAGCUGGGGACCAUUUCUAUGACAAUGUGGUGACAAGAAAGCUGUGAUCUGAUGAGCACAAUCUAAUCAGUCAGGCAUUGCCUAUACCUCAAAAACUUGGUUUGACAGGUGUGUGGUGCACAUACAGUGUAUAGAUGACUAUUUUUUACUGCUGUCAACCAAAUGAACUCUGCCAAGAUGAUUUUGAAGUAUCCUAGACAAAUACUAGAAACCGUAGUAUUUACAUCAGGAUGGCAACUGCCGUGAUUUCCCACAUCAUUUCACCGAAAAGCAGGAAGACAACAGUGUAAAAACAAUCUGUUUAUGUGUUGGGGGCUCAUCACAUUACCUACAGUAUCUACCUUCUUUUGAGAUAUGUGUAGCCAGUUCUACAAUAUUAUCUUGCCACAAACAGGAAUUAACAAUAAUAUUAUUAGUAUUAAAAAUAAUAAUAAUAAUAAUGAAACCAUUUUUCUUUUUUCUACAAGAAGUCUACUAUAACCUUGCUAUUCAAUGUAAUUUUUGGCUUUGUUUACUGGAGUGUUUUUUAUUGUUUUGUAUUACAAAACGAAUCUUUAAUGCUGCUUUUAUGAGUGAAAUGUUUUAAGCGUUCUAAGCAUUUUAAGCUUGUAUUAUUGCUAGUAUAGGUAGUUUCAUUAUAUUAUUAAGAAGAUGCAGAUUUUCCAGAUAGCAGACGACUCCGGGCCGGAUCCACACCGGAGCUGCCGACUUUGAUGCAGAUCUGGCCCGAAGUCGUCUUCUGUCUGGGAUACAAUAACAGAAAUGAAAAUUGUGAUAUCAAAGCUAUGAAAACUUCCCAGAGAAAAGAGGUGUACAAGAGAAAACAGUAGGAAUAUAGAUCACCUGAGACAUGUGAAUUGUAUUUAAAUGGAAAUAGUGCUUGCUGGUGACCACAAAAAAGAAACCAGACACUACCAGCACACAUUUUUUAUUCUGUUCCUCGGAUUACAUUUCUAAAAUAUGGCAACCCACAUUUGAGUACCUGGCAGCAGCGUGUAGCAUUAAAGAUAAAUGACACAAGUAAAAAAAAUGCUGCAUGCUGUUUGCUUUAGGGUGGGGAAAUAAAACGUGCCUGGAACUAUGAGUGACCUUAAGGUAAAAAUAGUUUUCUCAGCCAUCUGAAAUAAAGGUUAUUAUAGAAAGCCACAAACAAUAUUCGUUUCUUAUGGAACAAACAGCUGGUGAAUAGAUAGAUAGUUCGUUUUUUUACAUGAUAAUGUUUACAGUUUCACCGACAUCUGCUGUUUUCCAUUUCAGUAUUUGUAUUUACUUUUUGUUGCCUUAUUUGCGAAACGUCCUUAUGCAACAAGUAACCAAUGCCUUUGUGUCCUUUUUGGACUCUAUGAUUUGUCCUUUGCUUGUAAAUACAGCAAUGUGAAUAAAAGCUUUU
This is a messenger RNA of Misgurnus anguillicaudatus (oriental weatherfish), 4544 nucleotides long. Its product is annotated as protocadherin alpha-C2. Gene Ontology annotation, biological process: homophilic cell-cell adhesion. Gene Ontology annotation, molecular function: calcium ion binding. The record is from RefSeq and is a predicted model, not a curated record. Lineage: Eukaryota; Metazoa; Chordata; Actinopteri; Cypriniformes; Cobitidae. Gene Ontology annotation, cellular component: plasma membrane.